AUGUUGCGCCUGGGGCUGGGACAUCAUCGCAUCAAGUAUCUCCCCAUCAAUCUCGAAGGCCUGACGCCCACAGCUAGAGUCAGCUAUGCCCAGAUACUAGGGUACCUGGGAGGCUUGGAAGCCUAUCCCGGCUUCACAGUGAGGGGCAUGACCCGGGCAUGGUGGUCAGGGGACCGUCGUAUCACGAUGGAGGCCGACAAUGCCGAGGUUGUGAACGCGCUGCUGACCGCGCUCAAGAAGGACAUUGAGGAGGCCGUGUACGAUGUGGACAAGUGGGAAAGCGUGCUACUUCCCAUCGAGACGUUGAGCAACAACGACCGUCUGAUGAUCCUGCUUCGAAUGGUCCAGGACGCUCAGCCCCAGCCCACCGCUCGCCUUCUGAGGAAGGCGACACUUUUCGACAUUUCCAAGCUCAGCUUGACGGAGCAGAGAACUUGGCGAUCUGCAGUGGACGCCAUCGUCGACCGAGUGACCCAACAGUUCGGCGCCGAAUCGGAUGCCACACUUCUCACCUUCGCUGAUUCUGCCAAGGUCGAAGCAGCCAUUCGCGAUGGACGAUUGAGCACCGCGAAGAACGGCCCAGGCGGGUUCCCCUGGGAAGGUGUCCCUGAUGAGGACCUCAAGAACACGGCUCAGUUCUUUGCACUUCUCAUGCUGAAGCGAGUCAAACAGAUUCGAAUCAAAGAUUCGGCUUGGACCGAGGUGACCGAGGUCGGGGAAUUUUACGACGGAGGAGAGGAGGGCGACGAUUGUCUUAGCCCGGCCUGCGAGCCCAAAGGCAGACAGGCUACGAUCAGUCAUGGCGCAGGCUGGCUCAAAGCGGAGUCUAGCGGUCUAGCGGAGUGGCAAAAAGGGGGUUGUAGGAUGGAAGAUGCUGUGCUGGGAGGUGACACAGCUCGGACCGUCGGAGGAAAGAUUGCUAUACGGGGAGGUGGCAUAGGCGGGGAUGUCCGGAUAGGAGAGUCGUCGACAUGGUGGCGGAGUCGAGAGGCCGAUUGUCUGAGGAGCGGACUCCCUGUCUGUACAUGCGGAUGGCAACUACUGUUCUGCACCACCGGCGCGACUAUCGGAGAUUGGGGAUUAUAG
Dioszegia hungarica is the source of this 1086-nucleotide messenger RNA. RefSeq lists its product as uncharacterized. The record is from RefSeq and is a predicted model, not a curated record. Bases 1 to 1086 code for a protein of 361 amino acids. The transcript has 7 exons. NCBI's taxonomy places the organism in Eukaryota, Fungi, Basidiomycota, Tremellomycetes, Tremellales, Bulleribasidiaceae.